AUGUCCGACAAGUACAUCCCCGAGCACCGUCGCAACCAGUACAAGGCGAAGAGCACCUUCAAGCCCGAGGAGCUUCGACGUCGUCGCGAGGAGCAGGCUGUCGAGAUCCGCAAGGCUAAGCGAGAGGAAAACCUAGCCAAGCGUCGAGGCAUCGGCUCUGGCGACCAGCGACCGGGUGCCUCUCUGGGUGCCGCACCCGACAGCGACGAUGACACAGCUCCCACCGAGAGCCAGCUGAACGAGGACCUGCCUCUCAUGGUCCAAGGUGUUUUCUCCGACCAGAUCGACCUCCAGAUCCAAGCCACCACCAAGUUCAGGAAGCUACUCUCCAAAGAGCGAAACCCGCCCAUCGAGGAAGUCAUCAAGACUGGUGUCGUCACGCGAUUCGUUGAGUUCCUGCGAUCCCCGCACACUCUGGUCCAGUUCGAGGCUGCCUGGGCUCUUACCAACAUUGCAUCUGGUAGCGCUUCACAGACCCAGGUCGUUAUCGAGGCUGGUGCAGUGCCCAUUUUCGUUGAGCUCCUGGCCAGUCCCGAACCCGAUGUCCGAGAACAGGCUGUCUGGGCCCUGGGUAACAUUGCUGGCGACAGCCCCUCUUGCCGGGACUAUGUGCUGAGCUGCGGUGCCUUGAAGCCUCUGCUCAACCUCCUUGGUGAUAGCCGCAAGCUGAGCAUGCUCCGUAAUGCCACCUGGACGCUGAGUAACUUCUGCCGAGGAAAGACCCCCCAGCCCGACUGGACUACGAUUGCGCCUGCUCUACCUGUCCUUGCCAAACUGGUAUACUCGCUGGACGACGAAGUGCUGAUCGAUGCCUGCUGGGCCAUCUCAUACCUUUCGGAUGGUUCCAACGACAAGAUCCAGGCCGUCAUCGAAGCUGGUAUUCCCCGUCGCCUCGUGGAACUGCUCAUGCAUGCGUCGACCUCGGUUCAGACACCUGCCCUGAGAUCGGUUGGCAACAUAGUCACUGGCGACGAUGUCCAGACCCAAGUCAUCAUCAACUGUGGCGCUCUGUCUUGCUUGCUGUCGCUUUUGAGCUCCAACAAGGAUGGGAUUCGCAAGGAGGCGUGCUGGACGAUCUCGAAUAUCACUGCCGGUAACUCCCAGCAGAUUCAGGGAGUCAUUGACGCCAACAUCAUCCCCCCGCUGAUCCAUCUGCUCUCGAACGGUGACCUGAAGACGCGUAAGGAGGCCUGCUGGGCCAUUAGCAAUGCGACCAGCGGCGGUCUUCAGAAGCCAGAGCAGAUCCGGUAUCUGGUCGCCCAGGGCUGCAUCAAGCCACUCUGUGACCUUCUCGGCUGCCCCGACAACAAGAUCAUCCAGGUCGCCCUGGACGGCCUGGAGAACAUCCUCAAGGUCGGCGACCUUGACAAGCAGGCAGCUGGCGAGGGUUCUGAUUCGAUUAACCGCUAUGCGCUGUUCAUCGAGGAGUGUGGAGGUAUGGAGAGAAUCCACGGCUGCCAGACCAACGCCAACGAAGAGAUCUACAUGAAAUCGUACAACAUCAUCGAGAAGUACUUUUCGGACGAGGACGAGAACGCAGACGACGGCAUGAACGUCGCAGCAAAUGCCAACGGCCAGUUCGGGUUCGGAGAAAACACCAAUGCCGCGGCGCAAGGUGGCUUCAGCUUUGCCAAUGGCAACGACACGAUGGAUAUGUAG
Anthostomella pinea is the source of this 1659-nucleotide messenger RNA. NCBI's taxonomy places the organism in Eukaryota, Fungi, Ascomycota, Sordariomycetes, Xylariales, Xylariaceae. The record is from the annotation of a GenBank genome assembly.